Messenger RNA from Brugia pahangi, 210 nucleotides. The record is from the annotation of a GenBank genome assembly. NCBI's taxonomy places the organism in Eukaryota, Metazoa, Nematoda, Chromadorea, Rhabditida, Onchocercidae.
AUGGAAUCGAUAAAACACAUUGUGAAGAUCAAUGCUGCCACUGGUAAACAGCGGUUAAAAAUACAAGUAUCGAUUUUAGCAUACAGUAUGCAUUGUUUAUGGAAUGGGACAAAGAAAUAUGAAGGAAGUGAUCAACCCUUCACCAUGGGAAAGGAAAAUUUCUCCAUACAAGAGGGACAGAUACCAUCUAAGAUCUCAAAUUUUAAAUGA